AUGACGAGGAUCCGUCGGCGGCCCGUUGCGCUCCUUUCCGCACUCUUCACGUGCUCGUCCCUGGCUUUCGAGAGCAACUUCUCCUUUUACCCGCCGAAAUCGCAGUCCUGCCUCGACGAGGCGGCCAAGGCAGCCUACUGCAAAGGAGAUUCCGCCAGGGAGAUUAACGUGUGCCUCUGCGGCAACGGCGGCGAUUUCAUCAUCAACUCGGCGAAAUGCGUCGGCCAAAAAAACAAGGCCGACGUCUCGAGCGUUUAUAACAUCAUGUCGCAAGCCUGCUCCGACUCGGGCACGCCCAUGACGGUAAGCCAGAGCGAGUUUUUCAAGGCUGCCAACGGCGAAGACACGACGACGGCGGCGAGGACGACGUCGACGUCGAUGAAGGGUGCGACCAAGACGAGCGCGACGCCGGUGGUGGUGACUAGCGGAGGUGUGACGGUAACGGUGACACCUACGCAGACGGUUGUCGGCGGCGACGACAAGAAAGGCGGCCUGUCGAGCGGUGCAACGAUUGGCAUCGCCGUCGGUGCCUCCGUCGCCGGCGUAGCCGCCCUCAGCGGCCUCAUCCUCUGCUUGCUGCACCGGCGCAAGAAAAAGGCGCAGGAGGAGGCACACCCGAUGCUAUCGCAGCAGGACUACCACCAUCCGUCGCCACCAACGACAUACCCACCAACGGAGCCGUCGCCUGGGUUCGUCGCCUACGGCGGCGCCGAAGCCAAGACGGCCGCCGCCUGGUCGACCUCGUCGCCGGACUGCUCGCCCGUGUACAAGAGUCCUGUGCAGCACACGGGACCGUACGUAUCACCUCCGGCAGAGGCAGUCGCCGAGUUGCCGCCGCAGGGUGUGAUGUAUUCUCAGCAAUCCUUUGCCACCUUCGAGAUGGACGGGACAGGUAGGCAGCCGGUCACUGCGGCGGAGAUGCCUACCACCGAGCCACAAUUCCCAGGGAGGUGA
This is a messenger RNA of Drechmeria coniospora, 954 nucleotides long. RefSeq lists its product as uncharacterized. The record is from RefSeq and is a predicted model, not a curated record. The transcript has a single exon. The coding region runs from base 1 to 954 and encodes 317 amino acids. NCBI's taxonomy places the organism in Eukaryota, Fungi, Ascomycota, Sordariomycetes, Hypocreales, Ophiocordycipitaceae.